AAGCUAUUUAUCGGUGAUUCCUGGAAGGUGACGGUUUGAGUCAGUGAUCAUAGUUGCGGCGUGCGGUUGUGUUUUCAAAUCUGAACAGUUCCAUCCGAUCUGGUGUCAACGAUGGAAGAUUUCAAGUGCAAAGUGUUGCUCUACCUAAUUGUGGGUCUAUGUGGAUUAGCGAGUUUGGUAGACGCGCAGAUUCCGGGCUUGGGAGGAUGCCCAGAUUACGUUCCGAUCACCAAGUUCGAUAGGAAUAAGUUUCUGGGCACGUGGUACGAGGUGGAACGAUAUUUCACCGUGAGUGAAGUGGCGGCCAAGUGUAUUUCGGCAACGUACGAGCUGAUGCCGGACGGAAAAAUCUACGUGAAAAAUUCACUCACCAAUCGAUUCAACAACGUUGAGCGCAUCAUUUCCGGCGUUAUGGCACCAGCUGGAAAAUCAAAACUAGGCCAGUACACCGUACUGUACCAGUCCUUCCCAUACAACUACAACGCUUCCUUCAUGAUUCUGGACACUGAUUACGACAAUUUUGCCGUGAUUUAUUCGUGCAGCACAAUCGGCCCCGUCGGUCAUACAGUUUCUGCCUGGGUGUUGGCCCGCGAGCGUCUUCCCCCGGGACCGAUCCUGCAGCGUGCCUACGGAGUACUGGACAAGUACCGCAUCAACCGGUCGUUCUUCGUCCGAACCCACCAGGAAGACUGUGUCGUUAGACCACCACCCCAGCCGGCCAUCGAUCCGACCGAACCGAGCGUUUCCCGUAACCGAGAUCAUGCCCCGGGCGAUCAAAUAGAAACGGAAGAACAGCUCAUCCAGUUGCGGAAAGAUCUGUUUGCCAUACCGAGCGGCAUAAACCACCAAGACAUACAGAUCGAACCGGUGGAUAACGAUGACAAUGAGUGAGGGUAGUUGCGAAUACGUCUACCCCGUCUGGCAGACGAUUUAUUUAUUUUAAAUAUAAAAAGAGUUUUUAUUUGAA
This is a messenger RNA of Aedes albopictus (Asian tiger mosquito), 967 nucleotides long. RefSeq names its product apolipoprotein D. Gene Ontology annotation, biological process: response to reactive oxygen species; lipid metabolic process. Bases 112 to 891 code for a protein of 259 amino acids. Gene Ontology annotation, cellular component: cytoplasm. NCBI's taxonomy places the organism in Eukaryota, Metazoa, Arthropoda, Insecta, Diptera, Culicidae. The record is from RefSeq and is a predicted model, not a curated record. Gene Ontology annotation, molecular function: pigment binding. The transcript has 3 exons.